AUGCCACAGUGCCUGAGCAAGUGGAUGACGUAUGUCUGGGUACUGGCUUUUGCAAGUGUGAUGGUGUCUAAUGCUUUGCAUCUGUUAACAGAAACACCAGGAAAGGAAGAUGAGCCAGAAGAUAUUUCUGAUGAACUUGGGGAAUGGUUUACUGACACGGGGUUACAUUUUUUAAGGUUUCUACCAGAUUUUAAAGUGUUAUUUCAUGACAUUUUAAACAGGUGCGUUUUUGUUUCAGAAAUAAUUUUGGCUAUCAUCCUGACUCUACUGGGAUUUGCUAUUCUGGCUAUUUUGUUAACAAGAUGGACGCGACACAAGCAAAAUGAAAUUGAUGUCUCCAGAUACAGUUCUGAACAAAGUGCUGGUCUUCUGGACUAUGAGGAUAGUAGAGAUUUUUCCUCUACAAGAUCUAAAAGAGGAAGAGGAUUCUGGCAUACAUAUUCAACAGAAAGUGAGAUCGAAAGGAUGAGAGAUCUGGUGGGCGUGACCUCUAACACUACCACCAGAUCAAUCAUCUCCCUGGGCCUGGGCUUCAUCUCCUCAGACAAGUUCAAGAAGUUAAUAUGCAAAGUGCAAUUCACAGCACCUAUUCCUGGAGCUACGGGACCUAUCAAGCUCUCUCAAAAAACCAUUGUACAAACUCCAGGACCUAUUGAUGCUCCACCUUCAACGCCCAAAGUUAUUAGUCCAGUAGCAGCCGUGGACAGUUCUGGAAAAAUCACACUAUGUCCUAUGGUUAUAUUUCCAGGUUACAUGGAUGGAGAACUUGCAAAAAAAUCAGAUCCCAAAUACCAGAUUCUAAAAAGUGAAGGCACUACAAAGUUUCGGAGUAGCCAAGAAGAAAACAAGAGAGCACCAUUGGAUACUGACAAUUCUUUGCCAUCAAUGCAAAAAAUAGAAUCAAAAAGCAAAUCAGAAGACACUGACUUGGAGGAAGGUAAGAUAGAAAUGGAGGUCAAGGUAGAGGACAGUGAUGCUGGGAUAAUGAAAAAACAGAAAUCCCAAGUAAAUGUAAGUGUCACGAGCAUGCCAAAAGAAGAGGAAGCCCAAGUAGAGAAGAUAGAGGUUGAAAUACCACAAGGGCAGGAAGCCCAAAAAGAAGAGAGUGAGGCUGAAAUACCACAAGGGCAGGAAGCCCAAGGAAAGAAGAGUGAGGUUAAAUUACCACAAAGACAGGGAUCCCAAGUAAAGAAGAGUAAGACUGGAACACCACAAGGACAGGAGUCCCAGGUAAAGAAGAGUGAGACUGGAACACCACAAGGACAGGGGUCCCAGGUAAAGAAGAGUGAGACUGGAAUACCACAAGGACAGGGGUCCCAAGUAAAGAAGAGUGAGACUGGAAUACCACAAGGACAGGGGUCCCAAGUAAAGAAGAGUGAGACUGGAAUACCACAAGGACAGGGGUCCCAGGAAAAGAAGAGUGAGACUGGAACACCACAAGGACAGGGGUCCCAGAAAAAGAAGAGACAGACUGGAACACCACAAGGACAGGGGUCCCAGGUAAAGAAGAGUGAGACUGGAAUACCACAAGGACAGGGGUCCCAGGUAAAAAAGAGUGAGACUGGAAUACCACAAGGACAGGGGUCCCAGGUAAAGAAGAGUGAGACUGGAAUACCACAAGGACAGGGGUCCCAAGUAAAGAAGAAUUCUAAGGAUCAAGAAAAGCAAGACAAUGAAAAGGGAGAUGUAGGAAAGAAUAAAGAUACAGAAGAAAAUGAUGCUGAAAACAAGGAAGAUGAUGGAGGAGAGAACAAAGUCAAAAGAAAGAAUGAAUCAAAAAUCAAGGGUAAAAGAGCAGAAAGUUUAUUAAGACACAAAAGCAAGUAA
This is a messenger RNA of Phacochoerus africanus (Common warthog), 1827 nucleotides long. RefSeq names its product testis expressed basic protein 1 (gene TSBP1). Lineage: Eukaryota; Metazoa; Chordata; Mammalia; Artiodactyla; Suidae. The record is from RefSeq and is a predicted model, not a curated record. Bases 1 to 1827 code for a protein of 608 amino acids. The transcript has 17 exons.